Molecule: messenger RNA, 2474 nt
Organism: Olea europaea var. sylvestris
Lineage: Eukaryota; Viridiplantae; Streptophyta; Magnoliopsida; Lamiales; Oleaceae
Product: probable leucine-rich repeat receptor-like protein kinase At1g35710
Exons: 1
Coding region: 416-2353 (645 amino acids)
Molecular function (GO): protein binding
Source: RefSeq, a predicted model, not a curated record
UGAAAGCUAUUAGGAGGGAAAAGUCCAACGUACUGACAUUCAUCUUGUACAUAUAUCUGCAGUUUCAGUUACAUUAAACAACCUAAAAGCGUCCGAAGACAUCAUAAUUCAGACAUAUUUAUGCUUUUCAGCAUUACAAACUGUAAAGUGAAAAAGAAGAAAAGAAAAUGAUUGCUAAAUCUUUGACCAACAUGCAUUUUGCCAUUGGCUAUUUUUCAACAGAUCGUACUGAAAAUAUGUUUGGCUAGACUUUUAAGUUGCUUAUAAGUAGGAAAAAAAAAUAGAAAAAAACUUUAAAGUUAUUUUUGGAAACUUAUUAGUUCAUUGGACUAUCUGGUUUGAUCUUCCAUAAUCACUACAACUGGAGUCUGGAGAGAGGAGUUAUUGAUAAACAAACAAUCUACAGUGUAGACAAAUGGGCUCUCAAGUUUGGUAUUUCCUUGCAAUCUUCACUCUCAUAACCACAGGAGAAAGCAGGCAAGUUAGUAGUGAAACCUGCCAUCCCAAUGACCUCAAGGGUUUAACAAGAUUCAAGGCUGCGAUUCGGUUGGACGAUUCAGGGCGCCUCGGGAAAUGGAUUGGCCAUGACUGCUGCAAAUGGGAAGGCAUUUCUUGCAGCAACACAACUGGUAGAGUGAUACAGAUUAAUCUCCCAGGUUUUUUCACUUCGUCAGAUGAUUCUCCUGUUCAGACAAGUAUGAAAGGCUAUUUGUCUAAUUCCAUUACUCUUCUGAGUUCCCUUGAAGUCAUUGAUCUCAGUGGACUCGCUGGCCUAACUGGUAACAUUCCUCCAUCUAUCGGCUUCCGUCUACCAAAACUCAAAAAACUUUCUCUUUUCGGGAAUAAACUCGAAGGUCGACUACCAGAAAGCAUCGGUAAGUUAUCCAAUCUUGAAGUAAUGUAUCUUCAUGAGAACAGUUUUUCGGGUUCUCUCCCUGAAAGCCUUGGAAACCUUAAAUGUCUCAGAUUCUUGGAUUUGCAUUCAAAUAGAUAUACAGGUCUUAUACCAGACUCUAUAGCGAAUCUGACACAUCUUAAAACCUUAAACUUUCAGAACAAUUUGCUGUCUCAACAUAUACCAGAUAAUAUUGGUGAUUUGCAGGCUUUGAAAGAGCUAGAUCUAUCAAACAACUCAUUAAUUGGAAGGGUUCCUUCUUCCAUAACUAAAUUAAAGGCCAUUUCUGUUAUUUACCUAAACAAUAACAAACUUGAAGGGGAGAUUCCACAACCCUUUAGCUCUGAGCAAAUGCCUGCACUACGAUUCCUCAGACUGCACGAUAAUCUACUCAUGGGCAGAAUACCUGACUCUUUAGGAUACCUGACCUCUCUCGAACGAGUUUCCUUGGCGAAUAAUAAGCUCGAUGGAUCGAUUCCUACCAGUUUAGGAAAUCUUCGGUCUUUAACAGAGUUGUAUGUAAAUGGAAAUCAAUUAUCCGGACAAAUACCAAGUUCAUUAGGACAACUCUCUCAGCUACUUAUACUAAAUAUUUCUAACAAUAUGAUUCAAGAACCAUUACCCCAAGAAAUGGCUUCCCUUAUAAAUCUUCAAACGCUUGAUCUGUCUUUUAACAGAUUAAACCUUUCUUCGAUCCCUGACUGGCUCCUAAAAUUGCCAUCACUGUCCCAAAUUCGCUUGGCGAGCUGCAGAAUUCAAGGCGAAUUAACAGAAUAUUUGCAAUCGACUUCGAGUUCACUGCAGGUGAUGGAUUUCUCAGACAAUAAUCUUACUGGAAACAUACCUGCACUCAUCGGGAGCCUAACAGAACUCUACUUACUAAACCUUGGGGGCAAUUCUCUUGUCGGAGAGAUUCCAAGUACGAUCACAAACCUAGUAAACCUCGGAGUAAUAGACCUUCAUGCAAACAAGCUAGAAGGUUCUGUACAUUGGGUUUUUGAAAUACAAACCAGAUUUGGUGGUGGAUCACUAACAUACAUUGACCUUUCAGAUAAUCGUUUCUCAACUGGAAUUGAACAGAUUGGCAAGGGGAUGCAACAGGAGAUUCAGGACCUAAAUUUAUCGCACAAUUUCCUCAACGGUAAAAUGCCUACUUCCAUAGGAACAUUAGGAUCAAUGCAAAUUUUGGAUUUGAGCUACAAUAACAUAGAAUCUGAAUUGCCACCGUCGUUGGGGAAUGCAACUUCCUUGGAGAGGCUGAAGCUGCAAAAGAAUUAUUUGACAGGUAACAUACCUAAUGAAUUCCUGAAGCUGAGAAAACUGGAGGAGUUAAAUCUUUCAAAUAACAUGCUCAUCGGAGAAAUUCCUUUUGGGAAACCUUUGAUCGAUUUUCCUAAAAGCUCUUACUUGCAGAACACCGGUUUAUGUGGUAAACCCCUUUCCCCCUGUAGAGCUUGAUCUUCAGCUUCCUUUUCUUGAAUAGCAAAGUCAACACAAUGUAACUUUUGUGUAUUGUUUGAAAAGCUCAAAUAAUUUGACAGAGAAUGAUAUGCAAGGCCGAUAGAGAUACACAAGCAAA